UUCCCAUAAGUAUAGGGACUAAAACACUACACAAGCCUUUUUCUUUUGAUCAAAUCUUGAAUCUUCUGGUUCGAACGUUGAAAUCGACGCGUUGGGAAUUCAGACCCUAACUGCUCGUCUUUUCGGGCCAAAGAUUCUACUCCGAUCCUUCCCAGGUGAUUUGUGAAUACAAGGUAAGGAUGGGUGUUAAACAAGCAAUAAAAAGCCUUGAUGCAUUUCCACGAGCAGAAGAGCACUUGCUGCAGAAAACACAGUCUGGGGCAGUUGUCUCCCUUGUGGGUCUGUUCAUAAUGGCCACUUUAUUCUUGCACGAGCUAAGAUACUAUCUUACCACAUAUACUGUUCACCAGAUGGCUGUUGACUUGAAACGUGGUGAAACUCUUCCAAUCCACAUAAAUAUGACUUUCCCAUCUUUACCUUGUGAUGUUUUAAGUGUAGAUGCUAUUGACAUGUCUGGCAAGCAUGAGGUGGAUCUUGAUACAAAUAUAUGGAAACUUCGCUUGAGUAGGGAUGGUCAUAUCAUUGGGACUGAAUAUUUAUCUGAUCUUGUGGAAAAGGAACAUCAGCAUAAGCAUGAUGGCGAUAAAGAUCAUAAUGAGAAUUCAAUUCAUGUGCAUGGCUUCGAUCAAGAUGCUGAAAAAACGAUUAAGAAGGUUAAGCAGGCAUUAGACAAUGGAGAAGGAUGCAGGGUUUAUGGGGUUUUAGAUGUCCAAAGGGUUGCUGGGAAUUUCCAUAUCUCAGUUCACGGGUUAAACAUUUUCGUUGCACAAAUGAUUUUUGAAGGACCCAAUCAUGUCAAUGUGAGUCAUGUCAUUCAUGAUUUAUCAUUUGGGCCAAAAUAUCCUGGAAUUCACAAUCCACUGGAUGAGACUGCACGGAUUCUGCGUGGUACGAGUGGAACAUUCAAAUACUACAUAAAGGUUGUUCCUACUGAAUAUCGAUACUUAUCAAAAGAAGUUUUACCAACUAAUCAGUUCUCAGUCACGGAAUAUUAUUCCCCUAUAAAUGACAGAACUUGGCCAGCUGUUUACUUUUUGUAUGAUUUGUCGCCAAUUACUGUGACCAUCCGAGAAGAACGUCGCAGUUUUCUCCACUUCAUCACUCGGCUUUGUGCAGUAUUAGGUGGUACUUUUGCUUUAACAGGCAUGCUAGAUCGGUGGAUGUAUAGACUUCUCGAGGCUAUGAUGAAGCCAAAUACUAGAAGGGUGUCACGGUAACAUGGAGAUUGCAUCUUACCAUGAUGGCACCAUUCAUCCAUUGGGUAAUAUCUGGACAAGCAAAGAUAACUUUAUUGCGAGCUUUGAAUUAUACAAGGGGGGAGAUUAGAGCAUUUAGAUGGCUUAUUUAAUUUCCUUUUCGUGUUUUCCCUCCUUAUGAACUGAGCUGCAUUGUCAUUGUAUUUUGUUACUGCUCUCCGAUUUCUUUUUUUGCUUCAGGGAAGAACUAAUGGUUUUCUUUUUUGCUGUUGUAUAAGAGGAUUUUCAUCAUUACUUCCCAGAUUUAUUUUAGGAUUGGCUUGAACGUGCGACCCCUGAUUUUUCCAAACAUGUAUUCUACACUGCUCUUAUCGUUUUCUU
Molecule: messenger RNA, 1577 nt
Organism: Rhododendron vialii
Lineage: Eukaryota; Viridiplantae; Streptophyta; Magnoliopsida; Ericales; Ericaceae
Exons: 12
Coding region: 180-1217 (345 amino acids)
Cellular component (GO): endoplasmic reticulum; COPII-coated ER to Golgi transport vesicle
Source: RefSeq, a predicted model, not a curated record